Molecule: messenger RNA, 2055 nt
Organism: Pieris macdunnoughi
Lineage: Eukaryota; Metazoa; Arthropoda; Insecta; Lepidoptera; Pieridae
Source: the annotation of a GenBank genome assembly
AUGCACUUAGAGUUCCUGUAUUUUUUCAGAUUUCAUGGAAAUAUAAUAAAGUGCCUAAAAAGCAGACAGGCCCAAGUUGAAGAACUUCAUGUGCCUCUCACAUCCAAUAUGAACAACAUACAGUCCUGCUUACUGGACAUUAUGAACUAUACUGUUAAACAGCUCAAGAGCAUCAAUAAAAAUAUAAAUUUGCAGGAAAUAACAACGGAGAACUGUAUCACAAAGAAAUUCCAUAAAAUUCUACAAUCACAGCUGGACUGUGUGUGGCAUCAGCUCAGUACACGAACUAAGGAGUACAUACAGGAUCUGAAGAUUUUACGAACUAUGAUUAUUAAUUUAAUACACGAUGACGCAGUAUCGUUCUAUGCGUUAGUGAGCAAAUACAGGACUCCUGAGUAUGCCCAAGUCAAUUCAGGAUGGAUACUUCUAGACUCCGCCGAACAUUUGUUUCGAUUGGCAAGAGGACGGGUGUACAAUUCUAAAAAUGAAUUCGACCCGGAACUUGCACCCAAAUGGCAAUGUUUGAGCGAUUUAUUAAUAAAAGAAAUACCCGAUGAAGUUAAAAAGAAAAACGAAUCAUUAAACAGCACAAAAGUACUAAUACUUUGUCUCGAUAAUAAAACAUGCUCUCAGCUAAAUCAUUUUUUAACUUUGGGCGCGAAUAAAUAUCUAUUUUAUACGGCUUUUCGACGGGAUUUGACUAUAAAUGCUGUAUCUUCGAAGUAUAAAAAUUUCAAUGAUGACAUUUCCCAACUGAGUGGAGAAAAUCCUGAGAGUGAAGCAGAGUUUAAUAAGUCGAACUAUGUGUUGACCCAAGUUACUCAGCCUGUAGACAAUGAAGACAGUAUGUUUGAACCAAUCACUGAGAUUGAAAACCUAGAUUUAACGCAAAUAGAAAAGGAUAAACCAAUUAUAUGCAUACAAACAUUCAAACAGAACGGAAAUCAUCUAUCACUUGAACAGACUCUAGAGGCUUUACGACCGGAAUACAUAAUUCUGUAUCACAGCGACGUGGCCGCUGUACGACAGAUUGAAUUGUUCGAAGCCAGGAAGAAGUCAGAGGAAGCCAUGUCUAAAGUGUAUUUUCUUAUACACGAUAAAACUGUGGAAGAACAGUCGUAUCUUACGGCAUUAAGGCGAGAGAAACAGGCCUUCGAGUUGUUGAUACAGACUAAAAGUAUAAUGGUGGUACCCUCUUAUCAAGACGGUAAAACCGAUGAAUAUUUUAAUCUAAAUGUCGAAGAAAGUGAAACCACAAAUGAUACGAGAAAAGCCGGUGGACAAAAUCAAGUUAAAGAAAAGCCAGUAGUCAUAGUGGAUAUGCGUGAAUUUCGCUCGGAUCUACCCUCAUUACUUCAUAAAAGAGGAAUAAACAUCGAGCCUGUCACUAUAACAAUUGGUGAUUAUAUUCUAACACCAGAGAUAUGCGUAGAGCGAAAAUCUAUAUCGGAUCUAAUUGGUUCACUCAACUCCGGUCGUUUGUAUACGCAGUGUACGCACAUGUGUCGUGCGUAUACGCGACCCAUAUUGCUCAUCGAAUUCGAUCAAAACAAGCCGUUUAAUUUACAGGGUAGUUUCGUAGUGUCCUCUGACUUGUCCGGCGCAGACAUACAGCAGAAACUGCAACUUCUCACUAUUCAUUUUCCGCGGCUAAAACUCGUCUGGUCACCCAGCCCAUAUGCCACGGCCGAGUUGUUUUAUGAACUUAAGCAAGGAAGAAAAAACCCAAACGUAGAAGAGGCCAUAGCAUUAAGCGGUGAAAAUUCCAUUGACGAUAUUUGCUACGAAAGAUAUAACGCCUUAAUCCAUGACUUCGUUCACAAAUUACCUGGAGUCACUUCCAAGAACAUUACGAGGAUUAUGAAUAGGGGCAUCUCUCUUGAUCAUCUUAUUACGUUGUCGCAGGAAAGUCUUUACAAUAUUUUGGAAAAUAAAAAAGAAGCCGAAAUGUUGUAUUCCAUUCUACACAUAAAAGCUAAACCGUCAGACUCAAAGAAGGACGAAAAACCAUUCGGAAAAAGAAAAUUUGGAGGGAAAGUCUUCAAUAAAAAAUAA